Molecule: messenger RNA, 549 nt
Organism: Toxotes jaculatrix (banded archerfish)
Lineage: Eukaryota; Metazoa; Chordata; Actinopteri; Toxotidae
Product: histone H2B 1/2-like
Exons: 1
Coding region: 1-531 (176 amino acids)
Cellular component (GO): nucleosome
Molecular function (GO): protein heterodimerization activity; DNA binding; structural constituent of chromatin
Source: RefSeq, a predicted model, not a curated record
AUGAACAGAAGCACGAGCUUCCACCUUCAGGCAGUGAGCAGCUCAACCAAUCACAGGAGGGGGAUCACACAGUCGUAUUUGCAUGGAGCCUGUAUAAGGAGGGUCGCUCCCUUCUACAGCAAUUCAUUCAUCGCUGUAAUAUCCAAUAUCAGCAGAAUGCCUGAACCAGCUAAGUCCGCACCCAAGAAGGGCUCCAAAAAAGCCGUGACCAAGACGGCCAGCAAGGGAGGCAAGAAGAAGAGAAAGACCAGGAGGGAGAGCUACGCCAUCUAUGUCUACAAGGUGUUGAAGCAGGUCCACCCCGACACCGGUAUCUCCUCCAAGGCCAUGAGCAUCAUGAACUCGUUUGUUAACGACAUCUUUGAGCGCAUCGCCGCUGAGGCGUCUCGUCUGGCUCACUACAACAAGCGCUCCACCAUCACUUCCAGGGAGAUUCAGACCGCCGUGCGUCUCCUGCUGCCCGGUGAGCUGGCCAAGCACGCUGUGUCUGAGGGCACCAAGGCUGUCACCAAGUACACCAGCUCCAAGUAAACAGCUGUGCUGCUGCAC